Molecule: messenger RNA, 270 nt
Organism: Penicillium alfredii
Lineage: Eukaryota; Fungi; Ascomycota; Eurotiomycetes; Eurotiales; Aspergillaceae
Product: dolichol phosphate-mannose biosynthesis regulatory protein
Exons: 3
Coding region: 1-270 (89 amino acids)
Biological process (GO): GPI anchor biosynthetic process
Cellular component (GO): endoplasmic reticulum membrane; dolichol-phosphate-mannose synthase complex
Molecular function (GO): enzyme regulator activity
Source: RefSeq, a predicted model, not a curated record
AUGCUGGGCCAACUCGUUGGAUCCGCCAUGCUCCUGGUCGCAACCGCGAUCUUUCUAUACUAUACUGCCUGGACGUUGCUUAUGCCAUUCGUCGACCCGGGCCACCCUCUCCAUGACCUCUUCCCUCCCCGUGUUUGGGCCAUUCGAAUCCCCGUCAUCCUCACUCUCCUAGCUUCUGCUGUGGUGGGCACCUUUAUUGGGAUUGUGAUGAUCAACAGCAACAAGAAAAAGGCGGCCAAGGCUAAGGCUGCUGCGAAGAAGAAGACCUGA